AUGGAUAAAGGAAAACUAUAUCAUUGUGAUGUCUGCAGUACAGAUUGUACAAAUCGAAUACGUAUCCAAUGUGCAAUUUGUACAGAUUAUGACUUGUGUGUUCCCUGCUUUGCUGCCGGUUUAACCACUGGUGAUCAUAAACCUUGGCAUGAUUAUCAAAUAAUUGAACAAAAUACCUAUCCUAUCUUUGAAAGGGAUUGGGGAGCCGAUGAGGAAUUGUUAUUGAUUCAAGGAUGUGAAACAUUUGGAUUAGGUAAUUGGGCUGAUAUUGCUGAUCAUAUAGGUAAUCGAUCUAAAGAUGAAGUAAAGAAACAUUAUUAUGAAAUUUAUUUAGAAAGUAAGGAUUAUCCAUUACCUGAUAUGAAUAAAGAUUUUUGGGAUGUUACUCCUAUUCAAUUUUUAGAGGAAAGAAAGAAGAGACUAGAAUAUAGAAAGAAUAUGCCAUUACCGCCACCCAAGGGUAAGCCCGUGGCAUCAGUUCCAUUAUGUCAUGAAAUUCAAGGUUAUAUGCCUGGUAGAUUAGAGUUUGAUCAUGAAGCUGAAAAUGAUGCAGAAGUCCCAAUCAAAGAUAUGAUUUUUGAUCCAGAAGAUCUGGCUAGUGAUAUAGAAUUAAAAUUAACCAUUUUGGAUAUUUAUAAUUCAAGAUUAACCACACGUGCGGAACGUAAACGUGUGAUGAUACUAAAUUCAUUAUUGGAUUAUCGAAAGAAUAUAAGUGCAGAUAAAAGAAAAUCAAAGGAAGAGAAAGAUUUAUUAAAAAAGAUAAAUGCUUACAUCCGUAUCUUGUCACCAGAAGAUUUCGAAACAUUAACAAGGGAUUUCUUAACGGAAUUAAAAUGUCGUCUUAGAAUUCAACAAUUACAAACCUGGAGGAAGAAUGGUAUAACCACUAUUGAGGAUGGUAAUAAAUUUGAAAAAGACAAAUUAAUCAGAACUGCCCAUUAUCAACGUAUGGGAAAUGGAGCUUUAUCAGGAAGACAUUCACAAACACCUGGACUUAUGAAUGGAACUAAUGGACACCGCAAGCCGUAUUCUAGUGCGAAUUCACCUCAACCAGAAUUUAAACCAAAGAGUCUUGGUGCUAGGGCUCCUUUGGAUAUUAGUCGUGCGGCUGACUUUGAUUUGUUAUCUAAUCAAGAAAAACAAUUAUGCGCCACGUUAAGAAUGUUGCCUAAACCCUAUUUGGCAAUAAAGAAUCAAUUAAUGAAAGAAGCGGUUAAAAAUAACGGUGUAUUAAAGAAAAAGGAUGCUAGACAAGCAUUAAAGAUUGAUGUGAAUAAAGCAUCUAAAAUAUAUGAAUUUUUUGUGCAAAUGGGAUGGUGCUCGCAAGGGUAG
Molecule: messenger RNA, 1335 nt
Organism: Hemisphaericaspora subhashii
Lineage: Eukaryota; Fungi; Ascomycota; Pichiomycetes; Serinales; Debaryomycetaceae
Gene: ADA2
Product: chromatin-binding transcription regulator
Exons: 1
Coding region: 1-1335 (444 amino acids)
Biological process (GO): regulation of transcription by RNA polymerase II; chromatin remodeling
Cellular component (GO): SAGA-type complex; nucleus
Molecular function (GO): zinc ion binding; chromatin binding; transcription coactivator activity
Source: RefSeq, a predicted model, not a curated record